Molecule: messenger RNA, 1908 nt
Organism: Arabis nemorensis
Lineage: Eukaryota; Viridiplantae; Streptophyta; Magnoliopsida; Brassicales; Brassicaceae
Source: the annotation of a GenBank genome assembly
AUGAUGUUAAUGGAAUCAAAUUUGAGGUGGUUUUUGUAUACCAUCUUGAUCUUGGGUUUUGUUCUUGACGAUGGAGUUGUCGCCGAAGGUGUUAAGCCUCAUGAAGCUAAACAGCUUAGGGACGAGGUACGUGAGAUGUUUUAUCAUGCUUUCGAUGGAUAUAUGAACAAUGCGUUUCCGCUCGAUGAGUUGAAACCGUUAUCCUGCCAAGGAGAAGAUACUCUUGGAGGCUAUGCAUUGACCCUGAUUGACUCGUUGGAUACAUUAGCUUUGCUUGGUGACCGAGAGCGAUUCACUUCUUCUGUUGAAUGGAUUGGUAAAAAUCUUCAGUUUAAUAUAAAUAAAACUGUCUCUGUGUUUGAGACAACUAUACGAGUCCUUGGGGGUUUACUUUCUGCUCAUCUUAUUGCAAGUGAUUAUGCGACGGGCAUGAGAAUUCCAUCUUACGACAAUGAAUUACUAGUUUUGGCUGAGGAUUUGACACGGAGAAUGCUUCCUGCAUUUGAUACACCGACCGGAAUCCCAUUUGGAUCUGUGAAUUUGAUGUACGGUGUUGACAAACAUGAAAGCAAGAUAACAUCAACUGCGGGUGGUGGUACUUUGACUUUAGAGUUUGGCGUGCUAAGUCGUUUAACAAAUGAUCCUGUUUUCGAGCAAGUUGCAAAGAAUGCAGUGAGGGGACUAUGGGCACGUCGUUCAACUCUCGGCUUGGUUGGUGCUCACAUCAAUGUCUUUACAGGUGAAUGGACACAGAAGGAUGCUGGUAUAGGAACAAGCAUUGAUUCUUUCUAUGAGUAUCUCCUGAAGGCUUAUAUUUUACUUGGGGAUGAGGAAUAUUUAUACAUUUUUCAAGAAGCUUACGGGUCUGUAAUGCAGUACCUUCAUAAGGAUCCUUGGUAUGUAGAGGUCAAUAUGGAUUCUGCAGCUAUCGUCUGGCCAGUAUUCAACAGUCUUCAAGCUUUCUGGCCAGGACUUCAGGUUUUAGCGGGAGAUGUUGAGCCGGCAAUUAGAACUCACACUGCCUUCUUCAGUGUCUGGAAGCGAUACGGUUUCACUCCCGAGGGUUUUAACCUUGCUACACUUAGUGUCCAGUAUGGGCAAAAGAGUUAUCCACUGAGGCCGGAACUAAUUGAGAGCACUUAUUGGCUGUACAAAGCUACCAGAGAUCCCAGGUAUCUUGAUGCAGGACGUGACUUUGUUGCUAGUUUGCAAUACGGGGCAAAAUGUCCUUGCGGUUAUUGUCACAUCACAGAUGUAGAACUCCAUAAACAAGAAGAUCACAUGGAGAGCUUCUUCCUCGCAGAAACUGUAAAGUACCUAUGGCUACUCUUUGACUUAGCUGUCGACUCAGAUAACCUUGUCGACAAUGGCCCUUACAAGUACGUCUUUAGUACGGAAGGACAUCUUUUACCAUUAACACCACAAAUAUCUCUAGCUCGCGAACGUUGCUCUUACUUAGGCGGAUACUGUCCACGCAAUGCCACAAAACCAAGACAAGAAGAAGAGAAUAAUAACAAUGAUCGAGUUCCUGGAAUCGAGACUCACAGUAAUAACAUUUAUCCUUACCACGAGUCUUUUCCAGUUACCGGUUUGAUAAAGGGUAUAUGCCCCGGACUAACUCAUGCUCAGAAAUACGGUUUGUCUUAUGUUUUACCGGAGAAGACAACAGAUCGUGAAGAUGUUCCGACUAAUAAUGACCAAGCUAAACCGGUAACUACGAGUCGCUCAAUUGUGUUAGUUUCGGAACAAACAUUGAACAAGAGAUCACAGGUUGGUGAAGAAGAAGGCUUAAGUUCUCAGUCUGAACCAACUAUGACCAUCUCUGGUGCUAGUAGCAGCGACCAAACCGGUCAAGAGCUAACCUUAUUAGAGUCUAAAAGUGAUACUACUGAAGAUCAAAGAUCAUAA